UGUUUGUGAGUGGCGCUAGUGUAGUACUUGGAUUUUUAGCAAUAGUAGUGAUUAUUUCAAGAACAGAGGUUAUGGAAUAAGAUAAUAUUAUAUUUUAGUGUUAUUUAUAUACUAUAAAAAUGGAGAAAAGAAAAGAUUUAAUAAGUUCCCUGAAAUUAUGUCGAUUUUGUUUAUGCCAAAAUGAAUCCUUAACAAGUUUAUAUGAAAGAUCCAGGACGCCCAAAAAUGCCGUUCCUCUUCCUCUUAAAAUCUUGUCUUUUACAUCAAUUGAGGUUUUCCCAUCAGACAAGAUGCCAUCAUUUAUUUGCAGCCGCUGCAAGUUCUUUAUGGAUAUGUGCUAUGAAUAUAAGCAGAUAUGUAGACAAGCAGAUGAAACAAUUUUACAAUACAUACAGAAUGGGUCUACAUUGGAAACAGUGCCCUGGCCCUCCCAACUCAUCAAAGUACUCCCUAAGUUUUCCAAAUCACCUUCAAAAGAAGUUAUGAAGACAGUGGUAGAAGGCGGAGCCACUGUUCAAGUGACUUCACAGGAUGCCUCUGACAGUGACGAGGAUGAUGGAAAUGUUUUCAACAUUAAGAUUGAUAGAUCUGAUAAUGGAUCCAAAGAUCCUAUGUCCACUACAUUCAAAGUAGUGACAAGUGAGAAAGUCGAAUCUGGUCUGGAAGAAGAAAAGCCAUCACAUGAUAACAAAGAUUUCGACGAGGUUGGUAGUGAAUCGGUGCCUGUUAAGACCGGGUGCUGGCCUUGCGACGAAUGCUAUUGCACCUAUCCGCUGAAGCAACUUCUAGAAUUGCACAAAAGCCAGAAACAUAGGGCUCGAAAUGUACAGUGUAACCAGUGUGAUGCCACAUUUUUUUCAAAAUACGAUUUGAUGACCCACCAAUUGACACAUUCCGAAGAAAUGCCUUUCGAAUGCGUGGCCUGUAGUCGCAAGUUUAGACGGCUGGUGUUAUUGAAACGCCAUGAAAAGAUUAUGCACGCAGACUUACCGCAACUACCAUGUCCAAACUGUCCGGCGACAUUUUUAUCCAUAGAAGAGGUUGUCGCACAUCAAAAAAAACAUAUCUCAAUACGGAAAAAGAGAUUCGCUUGCGUGUCUUGUGAUAAAAGAUUUAAUGAAAAGUCAACUUUACAGAGACACAUUGAUGUGAUACAUCACAAGAAACCUGGAUUUCGCUGCGAAUAUUGUCCACAGCAAUUUUCUUCAGUGUCCAAGCUGACAAGACAUGUUCGCUCCCACGCCAACGAGCGAGGGUAUCCGUGCAAGUAUUGUGAUAAGAGUUUCAUGAAGUCUCACCAUUAUACUAGGCAUCUUCGCGUGAAGCACCGCGAGGCAGUGCGCUCCACCCGCGGCCCGUUCGGGCAGAUGGAGCGCUUCCGCUGCGAACAGUGCGAGGACACGUUCGACACGCAGGACGACCUGAUCUACCACUCCGCCAUACACGCCACGCAGAACCUCACCUGCCCGCUGUGCCAGGAGAAAUUCGACAAUGUCGACGCCGUCACCGCUCACAUCAAAUCUCAUGUCAAUGGCAUCGAGUUCAUGUGCGACCUGUGCGAGUUGGUGUUCACUUCCAGGGCCAAGCUCGAGAGCCACGUCGCAGUCGCGCACGAUGAAGAGUUUCACAAUGAUGUGCAGUUAGAUGAGUCAUCAAUGGAACUGGAUGCUGAAAACGAGGAUGAUAAUGACAGUGCUAUAAAUGUCAAAGAAGAAGACGAUCAUAUGGUGGUUGAAGUGAAGAAAACUGACGAUUUCAUUAUCAAUGAUAAUGCCCCGGAAACAGAAGAAAAAGCUAACACUAAUUCAGAAGAGAGUGAGGCAGAAACAUACGCGGAUCUGAGCUCCGUCAGCACGCCGGCGCCCGCCGCCACCGACCGCGCUGGGGACAACCAGACGGCUAGUAUCCUGCGAAAGGCCGAGGAGAUAAAACGCAAAGUUCAACAAAAGGCCACUGAAUCAAAGAAAGAAAAAAACAAACCAAGUACAAAUAGUGCGGGCGCAAGCGAUAAGUCGUUGAGGUUACUGGAGAAAGAGUUGCAAGAGCUACAGCGCACGAAUACCCGCAACGAAGUUAAAUCAACGCCGAAAGCGGUUGAUUCACUAAGAACCAGGCGGCCGCAGUUACAUACGUCCACGCCUAAGACGAGGGCUAUUGAAGAGAAAAGAACUCAAAUGUUAGCAAAAUCGUCUGCAGAGAAAAAGUUGCCAGAGCGUCGGGUCGUUACCAAAGAGAAUAAAGAGCCAAAGGAAACCAAAGAAGUGAAAACUAACAACACCAGUGCUAAGGAAGAGAAGGAGAGCAAAGAUAAAGAUACGCCAAAGUACUUGUUAUUUCAGAGUGCAGUGAAGAAUGGCGGAGCUGAUAAAAGUAGCGCUUCCGCCGAUGAAUCCAUUCGCCGCUCAACGAGGCCCUCCAAAGUGAAGGAUUACGCGAAAAUGAUUCGUGAUAAGACCGAGUCUGAGGAAGAAGAAUCUGACAUGGACGAUGAGGAAUAUGAUGCAGAGGUAGAGGAGAGCCGCGCGCGGGCGCGACGUGGCGCAGCGCGCGCGCGCGCGCCGGGCCGCAAGCGCGGCCGCCCGAGGAAGGACGUUUUGAAGGAAGUACCUAAUAAACUAAAAAAAGAAGACCCCGCUGAAAACGAAGAAGAAAGAUCAGAUAAGGAAGAUGAAGAAGAGAAGCCUAAGCCUGCAGCUGAAUCUGAGAAGAAAGACGCUUCAAAGGAACAAAUUCAAGAAAGCAAAGUGGAUACUAACAAGGCUGACAGCGACGCUGAACCAAAACCCUCUUCUGGUGUUCUGGUCUCGCCGACUGGACAGACUCUAAAGAAAGUACCCGUCAGGGCGCUCCCGCCCGGUGUCAAACCUCUGCCGUUGCCCAUAAAUGCCCGCCCUAUGGGUUCUGGAGAACUAUGUGAAAUGCAAAUUGGGAAAAAAGUAGUCAAGGUUCAAAAAAUUAUUAUGACGAAAGCAGAAGUGGAAGCCAUGGCUAAGAAAGGACUAGUUGAAAUGAAGGAUGGAACUAUGGUGUUAAAACAGGGCAUAAAACUGCCGACAUCUGAUGCUUUAGCUAUCAAAUCAAGUCUGGUUGGAGAUAAAGAUGUUUCAAAAAAUUAUACGGCGAAAAAGGAUAAAGCGCAAGCUCAAGAAUAGGAAACUUAAUUAUAGUUUUAAGAUUUCCAUUGACUUGAAAUAUGUAUGUAUUAAAUACACAUAUUAUAAAACCUAUAUAUUUUGUUCGCAAAUAUAAUUAGAAAGUAAAAUAGAAAUAACAUAAUGUUAAUUAAAUGA
Messenger RNA from Plodia interpunctella (Indianmeal moth), 3290 nucleotides. Its product is annotated as zinc finger protein pita-like. The transcript has 27 exons. The coding region runs from base 120 to 3152 and encodes 1010 amino acids. NCBI's taxonomy places the organism in Eukaryota, Metazoa, Arthropoda, Insecta, Lepidoptera, Pyralidae. The record is from RefSeq and is a predicted model, not a curated record. Gene Ontology annotation, biological process: regulation of transcription by RNA polymerase II. Gene Ontology annotation, molecular function: DNA-binding transcription factor activity, RNA polymerase II-specific; RNA polymerase II cis-regulatory region sequence-specific DNA binding; zinc ion binding. Gene Ontology annotation, cellular component: nucleus.